This is a messenger RNA of [Torrubiella] hemipterigena, 1689 nucleotides long. The record is from the annotation of a GenBank genome assembly. Lineage: Eukaryota; Fungi; Ascomycota; Sordariomycetes; Hypocreales; Clavicipitaceae.
AUGUUUCUGAAGCAACAAUUUCUCUUAGCAUCUGCGCAAUAUGCGAUAGCUACCACAGCAUUCGAAGUCGCUGGUGACGGCUACACCUGGCCCAACGAUAAGAUUGACCUGCUGGAACACAUGCUGUACGAACACAGCGGUUUCCACGUCAACUCUCCUGCUUCAUUUGUUGCGCCUUGUGGACGUGUGCCAUUUGGACCAGGUCGAAGUGGCUCAGCAGAAUGGCUUCGAACGGCCUAUCAUGACAUGGCCAACGCGAAUGUGGCCGCUGGCACUGGCGGCGUUGAUGCUUCCAUCGGCUUCGAGCUCGAUCGCGAUGAGAAUCCUGGCAAAGGAUUCAACGAGACACUAUUCAAUCUACGCGACUUCAUGACGGCCAGGACCUCCAUGGCAGAUCUCAUCGCCAUGGGAGCUGUCUUCGCCGUGGGUGGUUGCUCGGGUGGUAAAGUCGAGAUUCCAUUCCGUGGCGGUAGAAUCGAUGCUAUCAAUGCCGGACCAACAGGAGUGCCAAAGCCCGAAGAGAGUAUAGACAGCCAUAUUGCAUCCUUUAACAGGCAAGGAUUCACACAAGACGAGAUGAUUGGCCUGGUCGCCUGUGGUCACACGCUUGGUGGCGUCCAUGGUGUUGACUUUCCACAGAUUGUGGCUGUUGUGAACGAUACAUCUGUAGAUGACAAUACGCAAACGUUCGACUCAACAAUUGAUGGAGAGGGCGCAUUCGACAACAAAGUCGCGAGUGACUUUGUCGCAAAUAUAACUCAAAAUCCGCUAGCAUUUGGUCAUAAUGUUACUACGCGAUCGGACGCUCGUAUCUUUAAUUCAGAUGGUGGUGUUUUGAUAAAGAAGAUGGCGGCGUCCAACGAGUUCUUCUUGCAGACUUGCCAGUCUCUCCUCGAGCGUAUGAUCAACACUGUACCAAAGUCUGUUCAUCUUGGAAAUCAAAUCGACAUUAUACCUGUCAAACCAUCGAGCUUAUAUGCAACAAUCGGGUCGAGCCCAGGCAACAUGAUGUUUUCUGGAUUCAUUCGUCUUAUUUCUCGCGAUAAUUCUUUAGAUGCCGAUCCUGGUAGGAAGGUUAGGAUCCAUAUUCACCCUAGAUCGGGUGGUCGAUGUGGUGCAACCGUUGACUGUCCAGUCGUCGAUGUGCCAGAAUUCUCCUGGUCGAGAUCGUUGUACCACGAUGGGGGCUACCCAUACUUCAAAAAGUACAAAUUCUCAAAGGAGAUCCCAGUUGAUCAGGGUGUUUCUGCGUUUGACGUAGAAGUCAUCGACGCCGCGAAGGAUGGAACUGUUUCGAGUAAGCUGUACACGAACGGCGGCGGUGGCUUUCCCUUCGACGAUACUAUUGUUACUCAGCCAACUCAGACGUGUAAUGGGCAACAAGGCAACGGAAAUUUCAAUUUGACUGUUGCACUUCACGAUGAUCGCAAACUUGAUACAGUCCAGGCCCUCCUCCAAUAUCCUGACUCUUUGACUGCACUCGUCCCGGCAAUUGCUACCAAUAAGGUCACUCUUAAGAGAGUGGGAGUGGUUUCAGGCACCAAGUACUCCCUGUUUUCUGUCAAGGCAAAGGUUCCCAGCGGAACAUUCACCCUCACAUAUGAUUUAGUCGCCUCUAACAAGACUCACACUGAGUUUCGGCGAUUCAAUGAUGUGACUGAAAUUCCUUCAUGCCCUAAAAAGCUCUAG